AUGAGCCUGGCUUGGAGCGCUGGCCGCGCCUGGAGUCGGCAAUCGUACGCUGCUCCCCCAGCCGCAGCAAAGACUCCGCCGUCUGAGCUCGAGGCUCGUAUCGCUGCCAUCCCGAUCGAGCGGUAUCGCAACUUUUGCAUCGUUGCGCAUAUUGACCAUGGCAAGAGUACGCUGAGCGAUCGGUUGUUGGAGUAUACGGGCACGAUAUCGGCUAGCGAUGCGAAUAAGCAGAUUCUGGAUAAGCUUGAUGUGGAGAGGGAGCGUGGUAUUACUGUCAAGGCGCAGACUUGUACCAUGAUUCAUAACCACGAGGGCGAGGACUACCUUUUACAUCUUGUCGAUACUCCCGGCCACGUCGAUUUCCGCGCUGAAGUCACUCGAUCAUAUGCCAGUUGCGGUGGUGCCUUGCUGCUUGUGGAUGCGACGCAGGGUAUCCAGGCGCAGACUGUGUCCAACUUUCACCUUGCGUUUGCGCAGGACCUCGCCUUGGUUCCCGUGGUCAACAAGAUCGAUAUGCCGGCUGCGGAUAUACCCCGUGUGCUUGAGCAGAUGCAGAACAGCUUCGAGUUGGAUCCUAAGGAUGCCAUCAUGCUGAGCGCAAAGACGGGCAAAGGUGUGCCGAAUGUGCUGCCUGCUGUCAUUGAGCGGAUUCCCCAUCCUGUGGGUGAUGAGAAGAAGCCAUUGAAGAUGCUGCUCGUGGAUUCAUGGUAUGACAACUUCCGAGGUGUUGUCUUGCUGGUGAGACUCUUUGACGGAACCAUCAAGACCGGCGACAAUGUUAUAUCUCUUGGUACGGGCAUGAAGUACACAGUUGGACAGGUGGGCAUCCAAUAUCCUCACGCCACGCCGACAAAGGUCCUCCGCGCUGGUCAAGUCGGAUACGUCUACUUCAACCCCGGAAUGAAGAAGAUCCAAGAUGCCAAGCUCGGCGACACCUUUACCUUUGUUGGCGCUGAAGACAAUGUUGAGCCCUGUCCUGGCUUCGAGGAGCCCAAGCCCAUGGUCUUCGUCGCUGCGUUCCCCACAGAUCAGAGCGACUACAGUCGAUUGGCGGACAGUAUCAACCAGCUUGUGCUCAAUGACCGCAGCGUCACGUUGCAGAAGGACUUUUCUGAGGCGCUGGGAUCGGGUUGGCGUUUGGGAUUUCUGGGAAGCUUGCACUGCUCCGUGUUUCAAGACCGUUUGAGACAGGAACAUGGAAAGAGCGUCAUCCUCACGGAACCGACUGUGCCGUCCAAGAUCAUCUGGCCCGAUGGUUCCGAAGAGGUUGUGCAGAAUCCUGCCUUGUUCCCUGAUGUGAGCCAUCCCCGGAUCAGGGGUGCUCAGCUGUUUGAGCCUUUUGUCACGGCUACUAUCACCAUGCCUGAGGAGUAUCUCGGUCGAGUCAUUGAGCUGUGCGAGGCCAAUCGUGGAGAACAAAAGAGCCUCGAGUUCUUUCACACGACGCAGGUCAUCCUGCAGUAUGAGAUUCCGGCAGCUCAACUAGUUGAUGAUCUUUUUGGAAAGCUCAAGAGCGCAACCAAGGGAUAUGCUACUCUGGAUUAUGAGGAUUCGGGCUGGCGACAAAGUCACCUGGUCAAGCUCCAGCUUCUUGUGAAUAGGCAGCCAGUCGAUGCUAUCUGCCGUGUUGUGCACUCAUCGCAGGUUGACCGUCUUGGACGCCAGUGGGUGACCAAGUUCAAAGAGCAUGUCGACCGUCAACAUUUCGAGGUCGUCAUCCAAGCCACGGCUGGAAACAGAAUCGUGGCAAGAGAAACAAUCAAGCCCUUCCGCAAGGACGUGCUCGCCAAGCUCCAUGCCGCUGAUGUCUCCCGAAGACGCAAGCUGCUGGAGAAGCAGAAGGAAGGUAGAAAGAGGCUGCGUGCCAGCUUCAUGUCUAGAUGA
Fusarium vanettenii 77-13-4 is the source of this 1884-nucleotide messenger RNA. RefSeq lists its product as uncharacterized. The transcript has 6 exons. Gene Ontology annotation, biological process: positive regulation of translation. The coding region runs from base 1 to 1884 and encodes 627 amino acids. The record is from RefSeq and is a predicted model, not a curated record. Gene Ontology annotation, cellular component: mitochondrion. Lineage: Eukaryota; Fungi; Ascomycota; Sordariomycetes; Hypocreales; Nectriaceae. Gene Ontology annotation, molecular function: GTP binding; GTPase activity; mitochondrial ribosome binding.